AUGAGAUCUCUACAAUGUUUCCUCGUUCUCUUGGUCAUUGGGGCUUCAGUCGGUUUCGUAGUCGACACAUCGCUUUAUCAUCCAGCCCUUCUGAAGUUCUUUAACGAAAACGUUGAUAAGCUUAUACAGGGAUUGAAGGGUGUAGAGAGCCAGGAUGAUCCAACAAGCCAACCUGCAUUCAUAGUAAGUUAAAUGGUCAGUUUUAAGUGCCGCUCUCGACUUCCUUUCGAAAAAACAGUUUUCUUUUCUUUUUUUCCCAUGAAAAGGAUCUAGGACACAUCUUUCAAAAUUAUUUUAGUUGUUCUCAAAAUGCGGGCUCAAAUCAGGCUAAAAAAUCACAUCGGGCAUAGUUAAUGAUCCAAUGAAGUCACUGACUGCCUCAAACCCGCCGUAUCUCUCUAGUUUUCAUCCACCGACAUCUUAAAAACAAACCAAAUCAAAUAGAACGUCAAUACGUUGAGAAAAAACUUAAAGAAAGAUGAAACGGAGGGGGGGGGGGAAACGAGGUUAGUUCAGUAUGGAGGAGAUUAAUAAGGAAAGAUGCACUAACUGCUGAUUACAAAACUAAACCUGGAUCGACAGCUCUGGGUUUGGAUGCGCGCCUCUUACCUAGCAGUGUGAUAAGUCAAUUCAUAUGUUUUUGGACAUGAUUCUUGACUUUUUCGCUGUCUCUGUUUAAAUGACUGCAGUUAGAUUUCAUCAAAAUUACCAGAUGAAAGCACUGCUAACCAUGCUCCCAUUUACAGACUGAUUGUGAACAGAAAUUCGGAGAAUGUGAACUUGACGCAGAAACUGAUGCCUGUAAACGAUUGGAGUGCAUGAAGAAUUUUGGAGUAUGUCUUAAAACUGACCUGUCGUCCGAGAAAUCGUCCACGCCUCCUCCAAAGAUGGUGAGUCCAUUAUGAAUGAAAUGGUUGCCCCAUUCUCUCUCUCUGUCUCUCUCUUCGUUGUUGAGAGCUUCAAAAUUUUGUGAUAAUGCCGCAAAAAUUUGUUGCACUUUUCUCGUAAGCAGCCUAAUAAAUUAUCGUUAAAUGUUAAUCAAAUGCUCGGCACCAUUCUCGAGCAACCUAAAAAGACUUGGACUUACUCUGAUAAACAUACCUUAGUUUUCCAGUAAUAUACAAUCUAACUUAGUCUUGAGGCAUUUCGCGUCACGGUAGAAUUCUUCUGUCGAUGGUAUAUAUGAACUCGUGACCGCUACGCUUAUUUAAACACCAGCAACCUGAAAAUAACUAUAUUUACUAGCGGUAGGUAGUAAAUAUCUUCAAAAUAUUUUUUUCAAAUUUCCCUUGCAAAAAGUAUUUUAUGGCACAUUUAAAGGGUACAGGCAAGAACCUAUAUGUACAUACACGUCAGUUCCUGCUUCAUGCCCUAACUUAACCUAUUUUCUUCUUUUCCCCGAUAGAGUCCCUGUCUUGACAAGACAAAUACAUGCUUCGAACUAGCUCAAGAAGACUGCACAAAAAAGUUAGAAUGUACAGUGUGCAGCAAGUACUGCAUGAAUGAAGAUCCAAACCCACCGUCCUACUGCGCAGCUUUCUAG
This is a messenger RNA of Pocillopora meandrina, 1543 nucleotides long. Lineage: Eukaryota; Metazoa; Cnidaria; Anthozoa; Scleractinia; Pocilloporidae. The record is from the annotation of a GenBank genome assembly.